Molecule: messenger RNA, 3456 nt
Organism: Daldinia vernicosa
Lineage: Eukaryota; Fungi; Ascomycota; Sordariomycetes; Xylariales; Hypoxylaceae
Exons: 11
Coding region: 1-3456 (1151 amino acids)
Source: RefSeq, a predicted model, not a curated record
AUGGCAACCACUCCUUCAUCAUGGCUCGACGAUGCCUUCACGUCUGCGAAGGAAGACUUCAAGAAAAGCCUCAAGAAUCCGGCCUUGUAUGACUUUUCAAAAAUCAAUUCUCCAGACGAUGUAAUCGACGAAGCGAUCAGGAUACAGAAGCAACAAGCAAAGACUAAGACACUCCGAGGGUUAAAACGUAUUGACCCACUCAUCAACGGUCUCAAGGAAUAUGCCGCCGUCAUUGAAGUGUUCGUGCAAGUAAAACCCGACAUUAUGGGUCUUAUUUGGGGUCCACUCAAGUUCAUACUCCAGGCGUCAAGCGCUGUCAUUUCGGCCUUUGACAAAGUAGUCAAAGUCAUAGGCGACCUAGGCAUGACGCUCCCUAGUUUCAAGAUUUAUGCCCAGUUAUUUGAGUCCAACCACGAGAUCCGCCGAGCGUUAUGUCUCUUCUACGCAGACAUUCUUGACUUCUACGCCGUCUUAAUAAAUUUUCUCUCCAACCGAAGGUUGAAUGUAUUUCUUGAGUCUUUAUGGCCCAAUAUUCGCUCCAGCAUAGCGAAGAUUCAAGAAAACAUGGAGUAUCACAAGGCCAUGAUGACAGCAAAUGUAACGCUCGAAGAUAUCGUACAAGCUCAUCAGGCCAGGAAGCUCGCCCUUGAAGAGCAUGCACGUGCACAGGCUUUUCGAGAAAGUCAGACUUUCAGCGCCAUCCGCAACGAACUCAAUCCACAUAACUACGACGUAGAGUUGAUGGACAUACUACGCCGAAGCUCUGUCGCGUCUGGUAAUUGGUUGGACGACGAACCGGACUCUAGAAGAUGGUAUGACCCAGCAGAUAAUACCGUACGAUGUUUAUGGCUUCAUGGUAUUCCUGGUUCUGGUAAGACAUUUCUUGUCAGUAACCUCAUAAAAAAGAUGCAGGAUUCCGGUGAACGGGUCAUUUUCGUCUUCUUAUCCCACGAUGACCAGGCUUCUGGUGACACUGUCAAAGUCCUCCAUUCGCUCAUUUUCCAACUUCUCGAAUACGACACAACCCUCCGGCCAAUCGUCUAUGAAACUCCUCAACCUAACCAUAGGAAACUGAAAAGUGAUUCCAGUUUUGUCUUAGACCUACUAUGUACCAUCCUCAACAGUUUAGGGGCCAGUUACAUCAUCCUAGAUGGCUUAGACGAAUUGAAUGAGAACUCCUGGAAGCAUCUCCUCUCUAGCCUGUUGCAAAUUAACGAGAAAUGUCCAGAGGCGAAGCUUCUUAUCAGCAGUAGAGAGGAACGCGAAAUAUCAUUACGAUUAAAGAGCAAAUCCGUUCCUCUUCGAGUCGAUUACAAAAAUCUUCAUGAUAUCGAUGCAUUCGUCCAGCUCGAAUGUGAAUGUAUUAUCGAUGAGAAGAAGAGAUAUGGAGCAGAUGAUCAAACAAGAAUGUUCAUCUACGCUAAAUUGGUCCUGCAGAUGAUAAAGGAUCAGGGAACCCUCUACGACAUCGAGAUGCAGAUGGAAAACCUCCCAGAUGGGCUAGACCAAGCUUAUGGCCGCCUCCUUGAUAGGAUGAAGCGUGGACUUACGCAGGCUCUCCCCUGCGCCCCGAGGCCCCUGAGGGAAGAGGAGAUACUACAGAUACUAGUCCUGGAGCCAGGACAGUCCGAUUUCACCAAGGGGCGAAAGGAAUUCCGUGAUAUUUGUAGGGCAUGUGGUCCGAUCAUUGAGCUUCAUGGAGGAUUUAUUCGGUUUGUUCACUUCUCCGCCAAAGAAUACCUUCUCCACGAACAGAGUGGUAGUUUCUUGAACCUCACCGAAUCACAUCUCAACGCCGCUUUACUUUGCGCAACGUACCUAUCAUUCUCAUCGUUGAAUCCGUUAUUCCAUUCCCUACCAGUAGUACGGGACGAUAUUCAAAGGCGAAUUAUGAGUGGCGAUUAUGUUGUGUUUGAAUACAUGUCGGCGGCGUUUCUGGAGCAUCUUAAGACAUAUUUACAGAGUCGGGAUCUAGAUCUGGAUAUUUCUCUUGUCACUGCUCUAAGACAACUCCAAGAGGCCCGAGGCACCGCUCCCGUCAAUGGUGACCAUGUUCCAAACCGGGUUGUUCGCACAUUUAAGGAUUUGGCCGUUGUGCCCGAGCUUCAAGCUUUUCUCUCAGCCGCAGCCUAUUAUCAGACACAAGCUAAGCUUGGCUUAACCAACCAAGAUGGUUUCUCAAUCAGUGACCCUCUCCAGAUCUUCUUAGCCCGGCGAAAACUUCGGCAAGCCAUAGAAAGCAUGAUAUGUCAGGGCCCGAACCAUAUAUUUGGCUGUCGUUGCGAUCAUCUAAAGCAUCUUUACGGGACGAAGAUAUAUCAUUGUGAUCAACAUUUCUGCUACGCAUACCAAAGUGGGUUCGAGUCGAAACAAGCCAGAGACCGACAUUUUGAGAUCCACGAACGGUCACAUAGAUGCCCUAUGGUGAAUUGUCUAUUUUCAGAGAUAGGAUUCCGCGAUGUAACGGAGCUUCAAAGGCAUGCUCGGGCGGCACAUCCUCCAGCAACUCUAGAGAGAAAUCACGCAGACCUUGGCACGUUACCCAUUCAACCGUCAGAUGAUCUAUUCGAGAUUUUUAGGAGCGCAGUGGUACUAGAUCAGCGGCAAGUAAUCGAAGAGAUGCUGAUUAGAAUGCAAGAAACUAGUUUCGAGAAAGGUAGAUGGGACCAGCUUAUAUGUGAAGCUUCCUCGAAAGCAUCCUCAUAUACUCUUUCUUGUAUACUUGUUCAACCGUGGCUUGAUGUAUCGAACUAUUCGCCGGCAUUGUCAGCGGCAUUAUCGGCAGAAAGCUUCCCGAAUAUCAAGCUCUUACUCUCUUUUGGACUAAAUAUGUCAGACCAGAUAGAUUAUGAGCGUGUCAUUUAUUCGGUUACUGGAAAAGUUACGGUACCAGUGAGACCGACUGGAUACAUUUUUGCGUUAAGUCGUUGGAGUCCGAAUCUAGUAGCCUUUUUGGUCAACGAAUGCCAAGUGGAGUUCCCCGAACAGGUUGAUAGUCCAGAACUGAUCUUCAUUGGUCCUCCCACUGACGUGUAUACCCCUGAUGAAGCGAUGAAGCGUUUUAAUGAAAUAAAACAGUACAUCGUUUGGCCCGGGGUAUAUGAGCUGGGUGUUGUACAAGCCAUGGUGGGUGGGUGCGUCGUUGGUGUUAGGAUCUGUCUAGAAAACGGAGCUGACCCGAAUGCGAUCCACCGUAUGUUAGGAGAUAAUUCGAAGGCCAAUAGCCUAUUAUAUCACGCAAUUUAUAUAGGAGGCGAGAGAGGUGCCGAGUUGGUGAAGCUGCUUUUAAAGCACGGUGUAUCGGUAGAAGGGUUAAAUUUUCACUCGAAAAAGAUGGACAAAAAGAUGGCUAUAAUUGAGAGAUGCUUUGGGUACGAAUGGGAAGAAGUUGUUCGCAGAAUUCGAGCAGGCGAAGACCUUACUAUAACCCCACGUAGAAAGAAACAGAGAGCAUAA